AUGUUGAGGGAGCAGUGGGUUAGAGUGGCUGCACUUAAAACUGUGAGAAAGGCUUUGGAGAACUGCUACAAGAUCUCUGGUCCAAACCAUUACGAAGAUUGCAGGCAGAUUGCGGAUAUGUAUCUGGACAUGCUCAAGGACCACAGGGUUGGUGGAUAUCUUGGAUACCAGAGGAACGACCCUUCGAAAUAG
This is a messenger RNA of Kuraishia capsulata CBS 1993, 192 nucleotides long. RefSeq lists its product as uncharacterized. The record is from RefSeq and is a predicted model, not a curated record. Bases 1 to 192 code for a protein of 63 amino acids. The transcript has a single exon. Lineage: Eukaryota; Fungi; Ascomycota; Pichiomycetes; Pichiales; Pichiaceae.